This is a messenger RNA of Larimichthys crocea (large yellow croaker), 2586 nucleotides long. It is a transcript of the gene masp2, whose product is annotated as MBL associated serine protease 2. Bases 140 to 1048 code for a protein of 302 amino acids. Lineage: Eukaryota; Metazoa; Chordata; Actinopteri; Sciaenidae. The record is from RefSeq and is a predicted model, not a curated record. The transcript has 7 exons. Gene Ontology annotation, molecular function: calcium ion binding; serine-type endopeptidase activity.
CUCUUCAGUGAUCCAUCCUGACUGCAAGAUCCCCUGAAAAUACCGCUUGAUGCCAGCCAGCCGGGUUCAUUUACCCUCAGAUCACUGAGAGUGAACUGCUUCAAAAACACGCGGAAUAUCUGGGGACGGUUAAACCAACAUGGCCAGUGGGUGCUGUGUAUUUGUCUUAUUCUCCCUCCUCCAUGUCUCGCUGAGUGUGGAAAUGACACGGUUAUAUGGCAGCUUCACCUCCCCCAACUUCCCCCAGCCAUACCCUGACAACCAGCACAUAGUGUGGAACAUCAGUGUCCCAGAUGGCCACAGGAUCAAACUCUACUUCACCCACUUCAGCAUGGAACCCUCAAACCAGUGUGAAUAUGAUUACAUCCAGGUUUUGGCAGAGGGGAAUGAAACCUUGCGGUUCUGCGGUCAGGAAGAGAAGAACCAUGAAAGCACCCCGAGGAACACGGUUAUCCUGUCGGCUUGGAACCUCAUGUCAGUAGUCUUUAGGAGUGACUACUCUAACGAGGGCCGAUUCACAGGCUUCCAAGCAUUUUACACCUCGGAAGACAUAAAUGAGUGUCUGUCCAAGAUAGACGGGGAGAGAGUCUGUGAUCAUUUUUGCCACAAUUACAUCGGUGGAUAUUACUGCACCUGCAGACAAGGAUAUUUUCUCCAUGACAACAACAGAUCCUGCACAGUGCCAUGCAGCAGCCAGGUGUUGACCUCACUGUCGGGAGUUCUGACCAGUGAGGGCUACCCCAGUCCCUACCCACCCAUGAGUCAGUGUGACCACACCAUUCAUUUGCCGGAGGGCUACAGAAUAAUCCUGGACUUCCUGGAACCCUUUGACAUAGAGGGACAUCCAGAUGCCCCCUGUCCAUACGAUAUGUUGAAGAUUUCAACAGCUGGACAGGAGUAUGGACCUUUCUGUGGAUCAAUUCCACCAGGUCGCAUUGACACAGGAAGUUACCAAGUCCAUGUUGCUUUCAGAUCUGAUGCUACCGGGAAAAACAAGGGAUGGAAGAUCAAGUACACAAGUAUCAAGACUGAUGGCUCGUUGACAUGAACAUUUCAUGUGUAGUUAUACACAGUAAAAACAUGUUACACAGUUACACACAGCCAAACCUUUGUGAUGAAUCUCAGAUAUUGUGUUUCACCAUGAGACUAGCAGAAGCAUUAUCUUCAUGAUACCUUAGUAUGAAAUUAUGAUCCUAGUGCCAGAAAGCUAAUUCCCAAUUUUCAAGCAGUUUUAUUCUAAUUGUUACAGGUGAGAUGCUGAUAAUCUCACCAGCACAAUCCUAUUUGAAUCAUGUUUGUAUUAAGUCUUGUUUCAUUACUUAUAAAAAGGAAGGAAAACUCAAAGAUGCCUGUACUUAAUUACUUGUACUUACUGUAAUUUAAACACUUUUAAAUAAAUGUUCAUUUAAAUACUUUGAUUUUUCCAUGACCACAACAUAGAACCUGAAGCCACGAAUGUCACACACACAAAAAAAAACACAAUAAAAUUGUUGCUGAUUGCAAAACGUUUUGCCCUUUUUUAUCUAAAGACGGGAACAGAAUUUAAUGCUCUGGCGGAAAUGAUAAAUUAAUUCCGUGAAGCAUUGUGGAAGUCAGUCCGUCUGGUCUAAGAUGCUGUGAACGUUAGUCGUUUAACCUUCAUACAUUAUGCAGCUUGUUCUGAGCAAUCCCAACUCUACUCCUCUAUCAAAACAGCCAUUAUUGUAGGGUUCUUCAGUCCCACCAAAUUGCCUCUCAUUUGACACUUUCGCAUUCACUCAGUGACGUUUCCUCCAUCUGUGCCCGACAAGUGGGGAAAAAGAGCACGCCUGUCUGUGUGGCUGUGCGAAAUAAACGCACUUGUGUUGAUUUAUUUUUCAUUUGUUUUUCCCCAUUUUGUCUCUUGAAAUUAGGCCAACAACAAAAUACAACAACUUUUUUUGUGAAGUUAUGACUUGUUUUAUAACCUCAUUAUGUUAACUGGAUUGCUGUGCUGCUACAUACUUUGCGCUUUGAAGGCCACCACAACUUAGCAAAGCAAAGCACUGACCCUUACAUCACCUUGGCAUUUGCAACUCAACAGCAUCAUAAGGUCUUAGGUGGACAUGAUUUCUCUGAAAGUCAUCUGACCACAUAGGAUAAGAUUUGUUUGUGGCAUGAAAUGCCCUGACAGUCCUCAGGGCAACUGCAGAGCAAACACCCAGUUGUUACCUGAGUACUGGUAACUCACAAUUUAAUUCACAGAGACAGUGUGACACAUGAAUCGACUUCUCCCGUAGCCCACUCACUUCUAUCUGUUCAGCCUAGUUGGAGCUAAUUCCACAGGAAUUACGCACACCAUGAAACCCAUUAACCAACAGCUGGAAAAUAUCUAACAGCAGCAUGCAGCCAAUAGACUUACAGCUGGAGCCCAUCACUAUUUUGUUGACAACCCUGCAUCAUGUGUAUGAAUCCAGUAUGUGUGGAGAGUGAUAUACAGUUUUAAAAAGAAAAAAUAAUGUUUCUGACUUUGGAACAGUAAGUAUUAACCAGUAUUUUAAAGGUAUUUUAAAUUUACACAGAAAAACAAAAACACUAUUUUGAUUCAGUCUUCAGAGGAGUUUGUCU